AUGGUAACGGACAAAAAGAAAUUAAAGUUUCCGAGUUUCCUAGCAACGGUUCUGAUUGAGGAUUUAACUCAGGGUUUUGACCUCAUUAAUUUUGACACUGUUAAGAUAUACCAGUUGUAUGGUGAUGUUAGGAAGUUAGCAUUCCGCACAAGAGGCCGCUCUGCACAAUCGUUAGAUACAAACGCACCACCACCAGAUCCUGGCGCAGCAGGCGAUGGACCACUUUUCUUACAAAUCAAACCAGCAAUUGCUGAUCCUAGGGGAGCACUCACAAGAUCGCAAACCACACUUUCUGGCAAUGAUUUACAGCGCAAAGACGAUGGACGAGACGGGUCAAUUAACUUGCAAGCAGUGGGAGAAGGUAAAGUUCAACUUUCUCGGACACCACAGGAAAAAGACAGGCUGCCAGAUAGAAUAACCCUCGACAGGCGAGGGCUAUCGUCUAUUCCUCAUAUUGUUGGUGAGCCAGGUCUUCGGCUUCUAUCACUACAACAUAACUUAAUAAAUAGUCUUUCAGGUCUAACGCCACUGGAUUUAAGCAAAUUAGUGUUCCUAGAUGUAUAUGAUAAUCAAAUAGAUAAAAUCAGUUCUUUAGAAAGAUUGUUUAGCUUGAGAGUGCUUCUAAUGGGGAAAAACAGAAUUAAAAGGAUUGAGGGUCUUGCAAAUCUAAUCAAGUUGGAAGUUUUAGAUUUACACGGAAAUAGAAUAAACAAAGUAUGUGGCUUGUCAAAUUUAAAUGACCUUAAAGUUCUGAACUUGGCAGGCAACCAAAUAAAAUGUAUUGGUGCAACAGACUUACAGGGCUUGGUAUCUUUAAGAGAAUUGAACUUAAAGAGAAAUCGAAUACGACGUUUGCUUGGUUUCCAGAAUACUCCAAAACUUCAAAAGUUAUAUCUUGGGAAUAAUGAUUUGCAGAGUGUUGAAGAUGUCUCAUCACUUGCCGAGGCAAAUUCUUUAAUUGAUAUAUCAUUGGAUGGAAACCCAGUGGCAUUGGGUGGGGAUUGCACACCUUUCCUAGUGUCAUAUUUACCAAAUUUACUUACCUUAACAAAUAUGCACGUGACAGACCAAGUUCGUAGAGCAGCUAUGGCUUGGAGGGAUAAUAAAGAAGCUGCUCAUGCAGCCUAUUGCGCCCUUGGAGGAUCAGCACAACAAGCAGCACGUCGUGACCAAAUUAUAAAUAAUGCAAGGACCAAUUGGGAAUUACUUAGGUCCGAAAACAAAUGUUUUAUUAAUCCGACAAUACCAGAAAAAAACGUUGAAAUGGAGAAAGUUUUCGUUAUAGAAGCCUCAGCCACUACAAUGCAAUGUGCAACUCAAACAAUCGAUUUUGGAAAUCUUCCUGACGUUGUAAUUUCAAUGCAACAAACUGAAGUAGAAGACUCUGACGCAAAAAAUAGUAGCGAUAAUAAUAUUAAAGUAACCAAAGAAAACGGACCAAUCACAUCGCCAAUGAAAAAACUACAAAGAAGUGCAACUUCACGCAAAACUUCAGAAAGGCGAGUCAACUUUUCAGAUCGAAGUGCUUCUCAAGACACAGAUGUUUCACAUUCUACAUCUACUAGUAGUGACUUAAAGUUGCCUCCCAUACUGUUGCCAAUCAUUUCAACAUUAGAAAAUGUGAAACUUUCUGACAAUAAUGAACCAAUUUUAAAAAGAUGGGAAAGUAUAUCUAGUGUAGAUCCUAUUGUCGAUUCAUCAUUUAGCUCAUUGCCAUCUUCUUCAAGUGAUAGUGAUGAAGAAACCAACAAAAGACAAGUCCGACGCAUGCCCACCGCUUUACGUAGGCGAGAAAAUUUUAGUACAAUGCGAUCCAAGUCAGUAUGUGACCCUGAAUGUCGACGUGUCAAAGGAAAUGCAAAAAAUUCUGACUAUAGUGAAAAUGGCAGUAACAUUUCUGCAACGACAAAUAUAGGCUCUGUUGCAAAUUCAUCGACAUCUGGGAGUGAUCAUAACAGUAAGCUCUUAAGACGAGAAGGAUCUGUAAACAAUCGAAGCAGUAAUAGAAAUAUAAGAAGCGCUACCAUUUCUCGAAGGAACGAGCGAGCUACAUCUGCAAGUAGAGCUGCAUCUGGAAGAGCUAAGUCUGGAAAAAGUCUAGCUAGUUUAAAAUCUUCUGAACCAGUACCUAAACCAAUGCCUACAUCAAAAGAUAGGGAACAAGGAGUGGAUUACUUAGUUGAAGUUUGUGAUGGAGUUGUAAGUGCUUGGGGGGCAGGAGCCGUUCGUCGUUUAGCUAGAGACUGGGACUGGGAACGAGCGAGAGCAGUAACCAAAGCGGCAUUUCACUACGUUCACUUCAACGCAGUUGCGCAGUCGCUACCUGAAUUAAAAGUUAAAUUUCCAAAUGUGGUUCACUUGUCAGUACGCGCAACAGGACUUCAAUGGCUUGGCCAACUUCAUGCAUUAGCUGAGCUACGAGGCCUCACAAGCUUAAAUGUUGUUCCAGAAGGUAAUCCCAUACACGGAAAAAUUUGGAGAGAAUAUGCGAUAUACAGGCUUGCUCAUUGGGGUCUAAAAGAGAUCAAUGAUGAACCGGUGACAGAAGAGGAAUUAAAAUCUGCAAAUGAAACGUACAUUGGAUUGAGUGAUAUAGUGCUGAGAGCUCUUCCUGAUGCCCCAUUGCAGCCUUUACUGUCCCGUCUUGGCAGAAAUGGAACUAGCAGCAAUAGUGCGAAAUCAUGGCUUAGAGCUGCUGAUCCAGCAUUGAGAGAUGUGAUAGCAAAAGAAGCCCUUCAGUACAAAAAGGGUCAUGUCUCUCAAGAAGAUGUAAGUUGGCGGGUUCGAGGUCGUGGACAGCUAUCGCAUGCCAUUGAAUUGGCUUGCGGAGCGGCACAAAGGGUGAGAGCCUUGGAACAGCAGUGGCCAAGUAUCUUAGUGGAAAUGAUAGAAGAUAUCCUAAGAGACUUUUCUAACAUGGAUGCUCAUGUUAAAGAACAAAUGGCCAUGCUAAUGGAAUCAAUGUAA
Molecule: messenger RNA, 2967 nt
Organism: Amyelois transitella
Lineage: Eukaryota; Metazoa; Arthropoda; Insecta; Lepidoptera; Pyralidae
Product: leucine-rich repeat-containing protein 49
Exons: 11
Coding region: 1-2967 (988 amino acids)
Molecular function (GO): protein binding
Source: RefSeq, a predicted model, not a curated record